AUGCCUUUUUACCGGAAACCCAGAAAUUUUACACCAUUGUGCAUGAUAUCAGAGAAAAAGUCUAUAAAAAACAAUGUCCAUCAUUCUAUAUUCACAUCACGUUUUGAUAAAUUCGUGGGCGAUUGGAGAAAUGACUUGAAACAUGGUAAAGGAUAUUUUUUAACUAUCGGGGGCAAACUUUACGAAGGUGAUUGGUAUAAUGGUUUCAGACAUGGUAAUGGGACUUUAAGUAAUCGGCUACCAAAUGGUACAUUUUGUUUGGAAUACCGUGGGGAUUGGGUUAAAGGUAAGCCGGAAGGCGUUGGCUGGUGGUACUAUAAAAAUGGGGACGUCUACUUUGGUUUCUGGAAGAGAGGAUACCGUCAUGGAUACGGAAAAAUGUGGUACUCUGAUGGCACUCUAUACGUCGGGUACUGGCAUAUGGGUGUUAAGGAAGGUUUAGGCAUGUUUGUUCAAGUGAAUGGUAAUCGCUACGAAGGGAAUUGGAAAAACGACAAGAAGAAUGGUUUAGGUCGUUUCUACCACAUGAGCACGGGACAACUUCAGAAAGGCUGCUGGCUAAAUAAUUUGUGUGUAAAGUCCAAAAUGUUAGAUAUCACUGUAAGACAGUUUUGUGUCCGCCCAACAGAAUAUCCUAUACCUCUGGAAACUCUUCAAGACUCAAGAAAAAUACUAGAAGAGAGUAAACUCUGGUUAUCUCAAUCACUCGGUGACAUAGACAAACAAUUAAAAAACUGCAUCGAUUGA
Papilio machaon (common yellow swallowtail) is the source of this 747-nucleotide messenger RNA. Its product is annotated as MORN repeat-containing protein 3. The record is from RefSeq and is a predicted model, not a curated record. Lineage: Eukaryota; Metazoa; Arthropoda; Insecta; Lepidoptera; Papilionidae. The coding region runs from base 1 to 747 and encodes 248 amino acids. The transcript has 5 exons.